CUCAGUGUGUGGGUGAGAGGAGCAGGGUGUCCCGCCAAUUCUUUUUACUUUAUCCAGGACUUUUUCUUAACUCUAACUUCUCUCAACUGGGAAAAAAAAAGCACAGCCUGAAGAUUGAGAAUUGUGUUUUACUCAGCCGACUUUGUGAGGACUUAAGCCCAGAAGACAGCCUCUCAGAUGGCCCUGAGGGACUGCUCUGAAGAGGCAGGCAGGAGCCAGGUUAUACAGGAGUUUUUGCAACAAAAACCAGGGAGGACACCCAGUGAAAUGCAUCCCUGACCUGACUGGAGCCAAGAAACAAGAAAAGAAAUAUCCAGAUCUCUCAGCCCCAUUGUACAGGCGGUGGUCACAUUGAGACUCUCAAGAUGGCAGCCAUAGCCCUCUCCCCAAUAUGGGCUCUGCCUGCACAGGACUCUGCCUUUUUCUGUGUGAGAAAUACUGAGGGGGAAAGGGUAGUGGCUGGAUUCCCAGCAACCUGUUUACAGGGACCAGUGACCUUUAAAGAUGUGGCUGUGGAGUUCACCCAGGAGGAGUGGAUGAUGCUGGACUCUACUCAGAAAAGUAUGUACAGGGAUGUGAUGUUGGAAAACUACAUAAAUCUCACCUCAGUGGAAUGUCAGUUAUGCAAGCCUGUAGUCUCCCUGUUGGGUCAAGAAGACAUAAGAACUGUGAAAAGGAGAAUUUCCCAAGGUACCUGUCCAGACUGGGAGAGUCAACUGAACACCAAAGAAUCAACAGCUAAGCAGCAUAUUUGGGUGGCAAAAUCAUCCAGUGGUGUGAAAAUGUUAAGAUUCACAGUGGAUGAUUGGCCUUCCACAUUAAGAGAAGACUGGGAAUGCUGCAGGAUCAGAAGACAGCACAAGAUCCCAAAGGGAAUUUUAAGGCAAGUGAUGCUUACUCAGAAGACGGCACCUCAGGAGAGAUCAUAUGAAUGUCAUGGAUUGGAGGGAUACUCUAAACUUAGAUCAAAACGUGGUUUUUCAAAGAGCGUUUCCACCAGUAAACAUUGUCAUAAAUGUUACUUAGAUAUUGAGUGUUUAAAGCAUAAUUCAAUCCUAAACAAUUACGGGAAAAACUCUGUUGUAAAUGAGAGGGUCUGUGAAAGCCAUGAAUAUCAUAGGUCUCAGCUUGAAAGAACUCAGACAGCACAGAAAGAGCACACCUGCUCCAGACAUGGUGUGCCUUUCAUAUUUAAUAAUGUGCUUCCUGUAUGCAGCAGUUUCCAUAUGGCGGUGAAUUCCUAUGAAUGCAGUAAAAACAAAACCUUUUAUCCUCAUUCAUCCCAUAAGCAACAGGAGCAGACUCCUACUGGAGAGAGACAUUAUGAAUGCCAUCAGUGUGGAAAAGCCUUUAAAAGGAUUUCUAAUCUUAUUUUGCAUAAGAGAAGUCACAAGACUGAGAAACAACAUGAAUGUAAGGAAUGUGGGAAAGUCUUCAGUGAUUCCUCAACCCUAAGGAGACAUGUGAGAACUCACACUGGUGAGAAACCCUAUGAGUGUAAUCAGUGUGGGAAAGCAUUCAGUCAAAAAACAUCUCUUAAGGCUCAUGUGAGAACUCACACAGGAGAGAAACCUUAUGAGUGUAAUCAUUGUGGGAAAUCCUUUGGCACAAGUUCUUACCUCAUUGUGCACAAGAGAAUACACAGUGGGGAGAAACUCUAUGAAUGCGAUGACUGUGGAAAAGCCUUCAACACAAGCUCUCACCUUAAAGUUCACAAGAAAAUACACACUGGAGAGAAUCUUUAUGAAUGUACUGACUGUGGGAAAGUUUUUAGUGGUCUCUCAUCUCUUAGAAUGCAUGUGAGAACUCAUACUGGGGAGAAACCCUAUGAAUGUAAGGAAUGUAGGAAAACCUUCAGUGUUUCCUCCUCCCUUCAGAGACAUAUGAGAACUCACACCGGAGAGAAACCCUAUGGAUGUAUUCAGUGUGGAAAAGCCUUCAGUCAGAGUUCUUCACUUACUAUACACAAGAGAAUUCAUGCUGGGAGAGAAACCUUGUAACUGUUAAUGAAUGUGGGAUUGCCUUUUUCAUUGGCUUAAGGUGGAUUCCGAGCUCAUUAUUUCAGUCUUUGUUCUCUAAAAUAGGCACUUAAGGCGAUAGAUAGUCCUAUAAACACCCCUUUAGCUGAGUAACACAUCUUGGUCUGUGAUCACUUAUUUUGUUUUAAUUCUAAAUGUUGUCUAAUAUUCAUUAUGACUUUAUGGCUUUUCUGAUCCAUGGCUCUUUAGAAUUAUGUGUUCUUAAUGUUUUCAGUUGCGUCGCUGUUGGUGUCUAGGUUAACUGCACUGUGUUUGGAGGACCUGGGCUGUAUGAUGCUACUUCAUCGGUAUUUUCUUGAGAGUCGCCCUCAGGCCGGUGCAGCAGAUACUGCUGGUGGCCAGUGAACACCCAGUUCAUCCCUCCCUACUGACAACCCUACUUUAGCUCCAGUACCGACGUGGCUAGUUCUCAGCCUCCUGGCCGCCAGGCAUGGCCCUAUCCCUCCUUCCUGAUUAAUCAAAUAUAGACAGUCUCCCUGGGGACAGAUCUAUGUGGUGCUUCCUCUUUGCCUUUUGUGCCUUGUCUUUCUGCCUUCCCUAGGCUUCUCCCUUUGGAUUUUGCAUUCGUAGGGCUGAACGAGGAUGACAACCAUGGCCUAAGGAUGGUGUCAGAGAGGCCCUGGUUUCCCAGAGGCAUCUUCAGAGAGCUGUGCCAGCACUGCAUGGCUUAUGUAUCGGCAUCUUUUCACGUGAGAAGAAUAAGCUUACUGAUUUUUUUUUCCAAAAUAGUACGUGAACACAGGCAAUGUAGUCAAUACAAACAAGUAACCUUGUUUUAAAAAAAACCAAAAAACAAAAAACA
Molecule: messenger RNA, 2841 nt
Organism: Vicugna pacos (alpaca)
Lineage: Eukaryota; Metazoa; Chordata; Mammalia; Artiodactyla; Camelidae
Source: RefSeq, a predicted model, not a curated record